AUGGAUUCGUUCUCUUCAGAUUCUGCUGGGGGGAAAAUUGUCAAGGAGAAGAAGACUCGAAGGCGCCUUCGACUCAGUUGUGUUGAAUGUACUAAGCGGAGACAAAAAUGUGACCGCAAACACCCUUGCUCUUUGUGUAUCACGAGAGGUGUAGCCCAUCUGUGCCGCUGGGAGUCCGUCCCUGUGGCCCGCCCACCUCCAGCUCGACCUCCUAUCAGUGCUUUGCGAGAAGCCAGUCUUCCGACAAAUCACGACCAGGAGGAACUUAUUUCCGAACUCAAACAGCGGAUUGCUACACUGGAGCAUGAACUCAGCAAGGCACGGGAGCAGCCUGCAUCGCCCUACCAUACACACUCGUCUGGCAGUCGCACCCAAUCAACAUCUCCGUCCUGUAACGCAACUGACGUAAGCACGAACAGUGGCCUGUCUGAUCAUCUUUCAGACAUCUCUCAUCGACAAUCAUCCGUGGAAAUCCUCCACGAGCAAAGCUUCCGCUCGACAAGAGGGUCACCAGAUCUUCUGCCCGUCGCAAGCCCCUUGAACGACGAAACUUACGAGUCAAUAUCCUACCUUGCCCAUUUAUCUUUGGCUCAUCAUGGAGAAUUUAUCGGGCGUGGAAGUGUGAUUUGUGCUCUUCAUUCGAUGACCACACGACGGGUCCCGCGCUUUCUUUAUGCCAAAUCAACCGACCCCCUGUCAGAUUUUCGCGAACCAGUUCGGAGGUUUUCUGACAUAUCUUUUGCUGGAAGCGUCGAGGAAUUGGUCGCACUGUUGCCUUCAAUGAUGGUCGUAGAAACUUUAACUUCCGCGUUCUUCGCUGAAGUAAAUUGGCGAUAUGCUAUUCCCGAGGACUGGUUUCGGGAUGCGCGAUCACAGAUGUGGUUAAGCUUACAACAUAGGCGAUCCCAAAUCAACACCAACUGGUUGGUGUUGUUAUUCGCUGUGUUGGCAUCUGCACCCCAGGCUGCUUACGAUGAAGUUGAGCCUUAUGCCCCCGUGCGAACUAACGACGACUAUUUUAUGUGUUCGAUACUUGCUCGUCGUCUGGUCGAAGACGAGUUCUUGAACGUACCUAACAGUUCCGUCAUGGUCUCUGCCGCUGACGGGACAGUUCUGGGGUGUCUGGCCAUCCCUAUGUUGUGCAAUUAUCUUGCAGAGCGAGGACGCAUCAGCGAGGCGUGGAAACUUGCUGGCCAGGGUAUCCGCAGUGCGGAAGCGGUCGGAAUGCAUCGCGACCCAGAAUGGAGGCUGUGGCAAAUGAUGUCCAGCGAUGAGAAGCUGUUGAGGAGGCGGGCAUGGUGGGGUUUAUUUAUUGCGGACAAAGUGUACUCGUAUAUUCUUGGUCGGCCCCAGAUACUGAGGCCAGAAACCUUUGAAGUUGAUUCAUCCCCUUCGCCUAAUCCAAAUGGAACGCGCAACAUAGUUAACAUUGGAUUAAACGUGAUCGUUUCUCUGAUGGAACUGUUGAGCAAUGCCAUAGAGAAAUGUUUCAACGACGUUUCUCCAUCAUGCUCCGCCUUCUUCCAAAUGGAUCGUACUUUCGAGGAAUGGGAAGAGCGACUCCCAACCGAAUACCAGCGAGGAUCAGAUUCACGGCUGCUGCAAGAUUAUAGUCCUGCAGAAUUAAAGCUUCUCGCUCUCCAGCGAUACUUUAUUCACACAUGGCAUAUGAUUGGGCGGCUUAAAUUUCACUUGGCUAUAACCACUGGCCUGGGCUCAGUACCUCAUAGUCCAAAUGAUUUACGUCGUAGUAUGGAAACUUGCGUCACCAUUACGUUGCAAAUUAUUCGCUUCCAAACUGCGACAUACCAAGCUUCACUUCGCCCGAGCGACGACAGCUAUGCCUUCGCCUAUCCGGUAAAUUGCUGGCUAUUCGAGGGUUGCUUCUCUUUGUUUGAAGCCUCAGUGGCGCUUAUUACCACCAUGUCACGACUCCGAUGGCACGAGAUGGAGGCUGAGACUAAUUCUGCCCUCGAUUCGGCCAUGUUUGUAUUCGAUAAGGUUGCCCACAGAGAGAAGGGCAAAACGAAGGACGGCGCCACUAGAGCCAUUGAAGUUUUGACCACUAUCCGAGAUCAAGGCUGGCUGGGGAAAGGCGAAAGACUACGGCUACCCAGAAUCAAAGAUGACCCCGAAUCCCAAGAAAUCCAGGGGGUACUCGACGUUGAAAAAGACUCUAGAAAUGAUUUUCCUAUAUCAGGCGUCUUUGCAUCGUCGUCGCAUUAUUCAAUGGGGCCAAUGCAUCCCUCAGACAUUCACCUUCCAAAGUUUUCUCAGCUUGAAGACUUUGUUGGCUAUGGAAUAGGAGCUCGCGCGGCGGCAGAUCACAUGGACAUCGUGCAUGUGGGAAAUGAAAGGAUACAUCAUCUCUAA
This is a messenger RNA of Psilocybe cubensis, 2373 nucleotides long. RefSeq lists its product as uncharacterized. Gene Ontology annotation, biological process: DNA-templated transcription; regulation of DNA-templated transcription. NCBI's taxonomy places the organism in Eukaryota, Fungi, Basidiomycota, Agaricomycetes, Agaricales, Agrocybaceae. Gene Ontology annotation, molecular function: zinc ion binding; DNA-binding transcription factor activity, RNA polymerase II-specific; DNA binding. The transcript has 5 exons. The record is from RefSeq and is a predicted model, not a curated record. Bases 1 to 2373 code for a protein of 790 amino acids.